AUGAAGAACCUCGGAAAAUCUAACUCGAGAUCGCGCAUCGUUGAUGAGAAUGAUCCCGCCAUCGCCUCCUCCGCCAUGAUCUACUCCAGCACUGCCGCCGUUGAACCUCUCGCCCCGAGGACCAUCUGUUCGCCACGUUCAACGCAGUGUUCUUCUCCAUUGCGCCGUCGAACACCUUGCGGGCGGAGCUCGUCCGUUUCUAGCGAGGGUCCAAAUUCACCAACAACCGGCCAAAAGCAUCCUCAAGCACUCGUCACGGCACUCGGAUGCGAACUCCCAUCAAACUCUAAUCAGGCAGCAGAAAUUCAUGAGAUCGAGGUUGAUGGUUCGAUAAACUUAGUGGACAAUGAGAUUUCGAUGAGGAAAAGCGGGCAGUUGGGCUUCUAG
Molecule: messenger RNA, 387 nt
Organism: Striga asiatica
Lineage: Eukaryota; Viridiplantae; Streptophyta; Magnoliopsida; Lamiales; Orobanchaceae
Source: the annotation of a GenBank genome assembly